Messenger RNA from Dothidotthia symphoricarpi CBS 119687, 372 nucleotides. RefSeq lists its product as uncharacterized. Bases 112 to 336 code for a protein of 74 amino acids. The record is from RefSeq and is a predicted model, not a curated record. The transcript has a single exon. Lineage: Eukaryota; Fungi; Ascomycota; Dothideomycetes; Pleosporales; Dothidotthiaceae.
UCAUCGGCGGUUCGUCUUUUUCGUCAUUGCUCGAGUUGGCAGCACGGGAUGGGAAGAUUGUAAACUUCGGGCUGUUGAGAGGGGAAGGCAGUGAAUAUCAGUCCGUUUGUUAUGAAGAGGCUGCGAUACGAAGGGAGUACGCUAAGGAGCCGAGAUGUUGAAUAUCAGGCAAGAGUGCGAAAAUUGUUUGAGAAGAACACGCUCCCGCGGUUGCUAGAUGGGACGUUGACGCAUUAUUUGGAAAGGGUGUUCAGGUGGGAGGACGUGGUUGAAGCUCAUGGCCUCAUGGAAAGCAACGCAACAAUGGGGAAGAUCGUUUGUGUCAUCAACUGGUAGCGUACACAUAUUGUUGCACUGAAUGUCUUAGUUACG